Plasmopara halstedii is the source of this 276-nucleotide messenger RNA. RefSeq lists its product as uncharacterized. The record is from RefSeq and is a predicted model, not a curated record. Lineage: Eukaryota; Oomycota; Peronosporomycetes; Peronosporales; Peronosporaceae. The transcript has 2 exons. Bases 1 to 276 code for a protein of 91 amino acids.
AUGGGCUUAUGCGUAUCGCGAGAGUACGUACGAUGGCCGACUGCUCAAAAUGUGGACAGUACGCUAGACGUCGAAGAUGCCGAAAACAGGUACCAUAAUAUGCGUUUUGCGAGUGUGUGUCGAGUGUCUUCUAUAUCUUCGAGUAAACGCAACGGAUAUCAACAGCGUGGAACGUCGUUUUGCUUGUUAUGCCAAUUCAGCAAAUGCGUGACGCGUUUAUCUUGCAUAUGCGGCAAAUUUAUGAAUGAUAGUCCAGCCUGGGUUCAGCUCUUGUGA